CGUACAAGAACUGCACAAACAAGAUUACAGUCAGUUGACAGCAGAUCACCUUUGCUUCAGCGCUUGGUGGAGCACGUGGCUGGGCCCAUAACCUGUAGUAACUGGGAUCUGGAGUUGUGGACGAAAGAACUGAGACGAGUUUGUGGCAGCAAUCAAAUGGAGAACGAUUUAUUCGUGACAGUCAUAUUUAUAAGCAGCGUUCUGUACAUAAGCAGCAGUAGUGUCAAUAAGAGAUUGUUAUUUACAGAAAACAGAAUAGCCAAUUGUGGAUUACUAAAAACAACACACCUCCUCUGCAAACUGAAUGGAAACGUCCUUUUAUCGCGCGUCCUCUCUGUAAUUUGUGCCCUGACUCUUCAUGGCGUUGUUGCAGGCGUCAUCCAGACGAUGAACUUCGCAGAGAACGGCCGACACCUCGCCAACCAGGACUACACCAUCUGCAUGCGACAGGAAGAGGACAUGUGCUCCAUCGUGUACGAACCCUGUGACGAAAAUUCAUUCAAAAUCGGCCCGGCCGUCUCGCAGCAGCAGCUCGACGACGAAGUUGGCGGCUCUGGUUUUGGCAUCGUAGGCGAGGCUCGAGAACAAUGUAACGAUAAAAUCGUGAUGCCAUGUGACUCUGAAGAAUUUUUAGCCGCGGAGGGCUUCGGUUCCACAGGACUGUGUGACCUUCUGCAUUGCGGAAACUCCUUCUGCAGCCCGGGCGAGUCAACUUGCAGAAUCGAAAGCAGCACCACGCCGUUCAACAUCCGGGUCAUGUUCGGGCCGGCCGUGCGCGAGGAGUCCCCCGAAGACAAUCUGGGGAUGUGCCUCAAGUACGAGCAGCAGCCGUGCGUGUCUUGAUGGAUGCAUCUCUUUGGAUUCGGUCUCCAAGCAACAAUGUCGGAAAAAAAAUACUUGAAAAAGUUGGCUGUGCAAUUUUGCCUAUUAAUUUAUUUCCUGUUUAUUUUAUAAAUAAAUAACUACUAACAACUU
Messenger RNA from Thrips palmi, 975 nucleotides. RefSeq lists its product as uncharacterized. Lineage: Eukaryota; Metazoa; Arthropoda; Insecta; Thysanoptera; Thripidae. The record is from RefSeq and is a predicted model, not a curated record. Bases 157 to 843 code for a protein of 228 amino acids. The transcript has 5 exons.